This is a messenger RNA of Musa acuminata AAA Group (dessert banana), 771 nucleotides long. RefSeq names its product NAC domain-containing protein 26-like. The transcript has a single exon. The coding region runs from base 131 to 640 and encodes 169 amino acids. The record is from RefSeq and is a predicted model, not a curated record. NCBI's taxonomy places the organism in Eukaryota, Viridiplantae, Streptophyta, Magnoliopsida, Zingiberales, Musaceae.
AAGUCGGAUUGGAUCAUGCACGAGUACCGUCUUGAAUCCAACGAGAGUGCACCGCAGCAGGCAAGUGACAGUACGACUUCGCGCUCAAACUACUCUUCUCCUUCUCCGAGCCAAAGCUUGUGAUGCUUCCAUGUUGCAGGAAGAGGGAUGGGUUGUGUGCAGGGUUUUCAAGAAGAGAAUGACGGCGACGCCCAUCGGACGAGCAAGCGGGCAUGACUCCGCAUGCUGGUACGACGAUCAUGCAUCCUUGGUGCCGGAGUUCGAUUCCCCGAGGCAAGCAGGAGCGCGGCCGGAGAUGGCGUUCCUCCAGCUGCCCCAGCUGGAGAGCCCCAAGCUUCCCUUCGACGUUGGCCAUGCAACUGCUCUCCACCCACCCGCGAUCACGCAGGACGACCUGAUGCAAUAUUCCAACAAGCAGCUUCAGGUCUUCUCCGCCUACAACAUCGCCGGAGCUACUGAUCAUUCGGUGGAGCAGGUCACGGACUGGAGGGUGCUCGACAAGUUCGUCGCGUCCCAGCUCAGCCAUGACGGCGGCGUCUGCAAGGAGCUCCACUGCUCCACUUCUGAGAAGACUGAGGUAAAUGCCGAACGUGCUUCGACUUCCAACUGCAGUGGUGCCCAAAUCGAGCUGUGGAAGUGAAGGCGUACGAUAGUUAACUGGAAAUACUGAUCAUUAGGAGGUAAAUAGGUGUCGAAACAUGUGGAAGGCCACGGAUUUAAUGUACAUAACAUGAAAGCCGAGGGUUUGGAUGAUUGACUCUAUCUCUCUCG